Molecule: messenger RNA, 1318 nt
Organism: Punica granatum (pomegranate)
Lineage: Eukaryota; Viridiplantae; Streptophyta; Magnoliopsida; Myrtales; Lythraceae
Source: RefSeq, a predicted model, not a curated record
GGGUUGCGAAUGCUGCCAUUAAUGGAGGCGACAAACCUUCGAUUCCCCACUGAUCUUUGAGCCUCUCCUGUUCCUCACUGAGCUCUCUUUCCCUCACUCUUAUAAGCUCCAUCUUCUCCUCACUCUCUUCCAAACUUCCUAGUUCCCCUUCCAACCCCUCCACCCUCAAUAUAUUAAUUAGAUCCUGCAAAUCACAAACUCUCAUCAUCUCCUUCUUCUCUUCAUCGACAAACCUUAUAUAUGCGGCUCCACUCCACACUAAAUCACAACUAAUAAGCUCUCCCUCACAAUAUUAUAUGCUUAUCGGCUAAGUAAUCGGUCCAGUCUCUGGCUGUGCCUUCUCCCUCAAUCCCUCGAAAUGGAUUAUCAACCCAACACAUCUCUUCAUCUGAGCUUAGCUAGUAGUAAUGACCAACCAAGCCUAGAGCUCUACCUCGACCCUUCCUCCUCUUCCUUGUCCUCCUCCUGCCCAGCCCACGAGCCCCGUAUAUUCUUGUGCAACUUCUGCCAGAGGAAGUUUUACAGCUCCCAGGCGCUGGGAGGACACCAGAACGCGCACAAGCUCGAGCGGACAUUGGCCAAGAAGAGCCGUGAGCUAAGCUCGGUAGUCAACAAGCCCCAAGAGGAUCGGCCGACUGGCAGGGGCUCUCGCCACAUCGGGCGGUUUCAGCCCUCGGUGGCAGCCCAUGCAGGCAGGUUUGGGCCCGGCGACAUGAGCUUCAGGAGGAGUUCUACUGGAGACCAUCACAUGGACGUGAACUAUGGUGGCCUUAGGGAAGGCUUGAGUUCAUGGACGACGACCAAAGGGUACAGUGCUGGCAGGCAUGAGGGUAGUAGUCAUCAUGUUCAAGACGAGUUUUCCCACCUCGAUUUGUCUCUCAGGCUUUAACAUUACAAUAAGGAGAGGCAUGGCAUCAUCAUUAUUCAUUAAUUAAGCUCUCCAAAACAAACAUAUAUAAUUCCUUCAUCAAGCUUGUUAUAUUAAUUAUUUCAGGUUUUUUCUCUCUAUGUAUGUGAUUUCAAUUUUCAUAUAUAUAUAUAUAUAUAUAAUGGAAAAUAGCUCGAUUGGAGGAUUGGAGGGUUCAAUCGAAGGAAAUUGUUCAAUUAUAUUAUUGUACUUUUUAUUCUUCUGAAAAUGUAUUCAGGGUCAAGCUGACGCCCGAAUGAGGAUUAGUUCACAAAUAGGCUGAGGAAAAUCUUGAGUUCGCUAAGAAAGAGAUUGAGGUCUUGGCAAUUCCUUUUCUUUGCUGGCCUCAAUUUUAUUGCUCAUAUAUAUAGUAUUGAUAAUGAAUGGGACUUACAAGAAAUUGGUAGGGCA